AUGCGGCUCACAUUUAACCUUGCGCUGCUCAUAGCAGUGGCACAUACCCUACCGAUACCAGUUUUACCGCCAUCAUCACCACCGCAAACAGACACUGUUUCACCUGUUGCAACAACGCCCGUGCCCAGUUCGGCAUCAACAACGUCUGGCGAGGCCAACUCAGCAGCGAUGCCUGCCACCGUGCCUCCUGUGACCGGUUCUGUUGCUAACUCUCAAGAUGACCAAGUUAAAACAGCGGUUAUGCCACCAUCCGGCGAGAUGAAGACCGCCGUUAUGCCUCCAGACUAUGCCCCUCCGACUGACCCUAGCAUAAAGUCCCAAACUGACCAGUCCAAGGCAGAAGUGGUCCCGCCGCCAGCUAACGAUCAAGCUACUACGACAGUGAAUUCCUCAGCAGGAGCUGUAGUUAACCCCAAUCCAGGAUCAGAAAGUGCCACAACAGGAACAGUUGUUACGCCGCCCGCCGCCGGAGUCGGCGCGCCGGCUGUGACAGUGCCGGCAGAUACCACUAACGUUACGUUAACGGGGGCCCCGGAAGGCUCCAACCCUCCCUCAGCACCAUCUACACCAUCAACGCCUUCCGAAACUAAACCGACUGAGCCAGAGUCUCCGUCACCAGCAGCCAUCCCCAACUCAGCCCAACCGGCAGCUGGGACUACUCCGCCAGCCUCGCCCCCUCCGGCUGAUGCACCAUCAAACCCUGAUCCCACUGCUGCUGCCCCUGCAGCUGGAACCACUCCGACAGCCUCGCUCCCUCAGGUCGACACGCCAGUGGUGGCUGUACCUGAUGCGGCGGCUCCGGCAGCGAAUGUGCCACCAACACCUGCUAGCACAGAGUCUGGGUCAACAAGUGCUGCCAACUCGACUUCUCCUGCUACUGGGGAGUCCAAACCCGCAGACGCCAGCCAGGCCCCUGCACCAGUGCCAGCUGGAGACUCUGCUCCGGCUGCCGUUGAUGCCAGCCCCCGGCCGGCAAACGGUGGAAUUUCUACAGAUACGCCAGGCGGACAGGCCUCGGUCCCGAACGGCUCUGGCACUUCGGAGAAUGGCUCCAAGGAUGGAAAAGAUGAACCCGCAAAGGCUGACGCUGGCUCAUCUAACCCAACCGAGUCAACCUUGAACACGGAACCUGGCGCCGGUGCUGGCGCGAACUCAACCGCACCAGCUUUUGGAGACUCGACACCUGCAACAAGUGGUCAACCUCCCGAGGGCAAGGCAGCAAACCCAGAAAAAACUGCACCCAACUCAAUUGCUCCUGCUGCAGUAGAUCCAGCGGCUACCAAGGAUGGACAGGACUCGAGCCAGGUAUCUGCUCCGCCGGCUGGACAGAAUGUGACCACGCCUGCCGGAGACAGCAAUCCACCCGCAGCGGACAAAAAGCCCGAUAACGAGCCAGCAACCCCGACAGGUCAUGAUGCACAUACCGCUCCCACGGACAGUCCUGCAUCCACUGCCGACAAAAAGCCGGAUAGCGAGCCUGGCUCAACGUCCCCAUCAGGUCAGAAUACCACGACACCUGCCACAGAUAACAGCGCCUCAUCUGCCGCGGACAAGAAGCCCGAAAGCGAACCGGCACCCCCAGCAUCUUCCCCAGCAGACCAGAGUGCUACCGCACCUGUCACGGACAGUACUGUGCCUGCUGUUGACAAGAAGCCGGACAAUGAGCCUGCACCUGAACCAGUGUCCACGGCUGGUCAAAACGCGACCGCUCCGGCUGGAGAUAGCACUUCCCCCACGAUAGGCACAACGCCUAACAGCGAGCCCGCGCCGGCUUCGCCCGCCUCGCCGGGCGGCCAAAAUGCAACCGCCCCUACCACGGAGAGUACUUCAUCCCCUGCCGAUAAGAAGUCUGAUAGCGAAGCUGCGCCUGUACCGGAUAAAAAGCCAGAAAGUGAACCGGCAACCGCGACCGUGCCUACCGAGAAUAGCACCACGUCGGAAACAGACAAAAAGCCGGAUAACGAGCCUAAACCGUCACCUACACCGUCACCUACAACCGGUCAAAAUGCGACGGCGCCUGCCACAGAUAUCACUGGAUCUACCGCUGAUAAGAAGCCAGAUGGCAAGCCUGUGCCAACCCCCACGACAGAUCAAAACACAACUACAUCUUCAGGGAACAGUACCGUAUCUGUUACAGACGUCAAGCCGGAGAAUAAGCCUGAACCGGAAUCGCCCACAGGGCAGAAUGCAACCACAUCUGCAGGGAACAGCAGCACACCUGAAGCAGACAAGAAACCAGAGAGCAAGCCUGAGCCGGCAUCUACACCAGCUCAGGAUGCAACCAAGUCAAACGGGAACAGCACAGCAUCUGCAACAGAUAGCAAGCCAGCUAGUCAGCCAGAAUCUUCUCCGAAAAAGAACGGCACUGCCACGGCCUCGACUGGAACUAGCACAGCGCCUUCAAAUGGAACGGCGCCUGCUGAUGCAACCCCAAAGCCAGCCAAUGUGACAUUGACCGAAAGCGGAUCCAGGAACACAACUUCUGUUCCAGUCCCGGUGACCGCGGCAAACUCGACGAUAACUUCGGGAUCUGGAUCGAACGCCACCGCAACUUCAGGAGGGCAGUCGUCCACUUCUGGAGGUAGCAACACGACAAGUACAGAGACCGGCGCUGCAAAUCUGAGUGGAGACAAGUCCGGUUCUUCCAAGAAUGGGAUGGACACAGCAGGAUCUGGUGAUAAGAAAUCCCUAGACGACAAGAAGACAGAAGAUGAAAAGAAGGCAGCCGAUAACAAGAAAGCAGAGGAUGAAAAGAAAGCAGCUGAAGAAAAAGAUAAGCUGUGCAAGGAAAACAGGAAGUGGGGUAAGAACUGCCGCCGAAAAGGCCGCAGAAAGGGUCACAAGAAGGAUGAUAAGAAAGAUGGCAAGAAGGAUGAUAAAAAGGACAAGAAGAACGAAGACAAGAAGGACGACAAGAAGGACGACAAGAAGGACGACAAGAAGGACAAGAAGAAGGACGACAAGAAGGACGAAGACAAGAAGGACGACAAGAAGGACAAGAAGAAGGACGACAAGAAGGACGACAAGAAACCCGACCCCCAAGCUCCUCCGCCCAAGACAGGCGAGGAAUGGACGAUCGUCGACUUCACCCGCGACUGCGGCGCACAAAACUCGACAUGCAAAGUUUCAUUCUCCGUCGACCGCAAGGAUGGAUCCAAGCCCGAGGUUUGCAAGUAUGAGCAAAAGGGUCCCGAGGCAGCCGUUGCCGAGCAAAAGUGCAGUGACAACUUCACCGUCGCCUCGCAGUGGAGUGGCCAGUUUGGCCCCGGCGAGGGCUUCUCGACCCUCUCGGUCAUCAUCAAGAAUAAGAGUCUAAUUCUCUGGCCCGCAUACAAGGACUCUGAGAUCACGCCUGGGAAGGCUGUGAAACCGGACAAAUCGUACCCGGUGCACAAGCUGCCUUAUUAG
This is a messenger RNA of Pyricularia grisea, 3408 nucleotides long. RefSeq lists its product as uncharacterized. The coding region runs from base 1 to 3408 and encodes 1135 amino acids. The transcript has a single exon. NCBI's taxonomy places the organism in Eukaryota, Fungi, Ascomycota, Sordariomycetes, Magnaporthales, Pyriculariaceae. The record is from RefSeq and is a predicted model, not a curated record.